Messenger RNA from Sipha flava (yellow sugarcane aphid), 3487 nucleotides. RefSeq names its product symplekin (gene Sym). Gene Ontology annotation, cellular component: mRNA cleavage and polyadenylation specificity factor complex. The transcript is spliced from 17 exons. NCBI's taxonomy places the organism in Eukaryota, Metazoa, Arthropoda, Insecta, Hemiptera, Aphididae. The record is from RefSeq and is a predicted model, not a curated record. The coding region runs from base 176 to 3418 and encodes 1080 amino acids.
UUUUCCUAUCAACUAUCAACUCAACGCAUUUUUUUUUUCAAUUUUUUAUUUUUAUACUGAACCAUAUUACUUACUCAAUUACAAUACUUUACCCGUUAAUAAUAUAUAUAUUAUUCGAUGUUCUCAUGUCCUUCAUAAAUUUUCCAUGCUGUAGAUACUAAGAAUUAUAAAAAAUAUGCGUGUAGAACGUAGCCAAAGUCCUACCGAACAGGUAACCAGCAUUUUAAAUGAAGCUGCCGUUGCUCCUGAUGAAAACACUAAACUUGAUUUGUUACUUAAAGCUAAGGAAGUACUGGUGUAUCAAGAUCCAAAAUUGCUACCGCAAUUCAUUAAUGAUGUGAUCGCAUACCAAAAUGAUCACAGUUCAACGAUACGGAAAUUUGUUGUGGCAUUCAUUGAAGAAUGCUGCAAUAAAGAAAAAUCUAACGUAUGUGUGACUUUACCAAAUUUAUUAAUGCUAAUAAAAGACCGAUCUCUAAUUGUCCAAAAAAGAGUGGUGCAAGCUGCUAGUAAUAUUUAUAGAGCCGGUUUACAAUGGAUAUCAGUAAUCGAUUUACCUAGUUCAGAUUUAUCCAAUGUUUGGCAAGAUUUGUCUAGUUUGAAAUCUAAUAUAAUUAACAUGAUUGACAAUGAUAAUGAAGGUAUCCGUACUCAAGUCAUUAAAUUUAUGGAAACUGUAAUACUUGUUCAAACAUAUAAAAGUGAGGGUGGAAUAGAUCGUGAGAAUGAUAUGUCACUUGAAGAUAUUCCUUUAACCCUUAAAGUGACACGUCGUAGAAGACUUGAAGAUGAAGCAAGGGUAAUGUUUGAUCUUCUAUCAAGAUUUUGCCACUCUAGUAAUGUAGGAUGUGCAAAUUUGAUGACUUGUAUAGGAUCAUUAACAUUGAUUGCCAAAUUCCGUGUAUCAUUUAUUGGAAAAGUUUUAAUUGCAUUAGAAACAUUGACUAAAAAUAUACCUAGUUCUUUAACACAAAGUCAGUCAAACUCUGUUCAAAAAAAUCUUAAGUUACAACUAUUAAGUUUAUUGCGUCUCCCUGCUUCAACAGAACAUCAACAAACUAUUGGAAAACUGUUGUUAGACAUUGGUGCUUCCAAUCAAGAAAUCAUGAAAGCACUUCAAGUAUUGUCUAAAAAUGAAGAUGGUAAAAAAUUAUUACGCUCGUUAAAACGUAAAAAUGAUGAUGUUGAUGAUAAAAAAACAGAUAAAGACGAAAUUCCAGAAAAAAAAAGGUGUACUGAUGGUACUUUAGUUUCAGACACUAAUAUAAAUAUGGUUAAAUCAUGGGUUCUUGAACAUUUUUCUUCUGAAUCAAUCACAAACUUAAUUAUGACAUUUAUGCCAAAAUUACCAUCAAAAAUGCCUUCAGCUUUUGAAACAAACUAUACUCCUAUUUCUGCUGCUGGUACUGAUUGUCACAAACAAUAUGUAGCAAAAUUAUUAGCUACUCUAUUGUGUAGUUCAGAUGUAGUUAUUCCUGAUCUUAAAUAUAUAAAACAAGAUGAUGAUGAAUUAGUUGAUGGAAUAAAAGAAGAAACAUUAAAAAUGGAGGAAGAAGACAUCCUAUUAGCUCAGCCAGCUGAACUUAAUUUGAAAAACUGUCAUAUUGAUCCUAUUGAAGCUGAAGAAUUAUCUCUUGAUGCUUUACUUAGAAUCUUAGAAACUAGUAAAAUUAUUAAGUCAAAACAAUUAAGAGAAAUACAUACUAAAGUUAUAACCAAAAUGGCUGUUAUAUGUAGUGAUGAUUUUCGUAACACUAUACUUGAUUGGAUAUGCCUGAAUUUGACUAAACAUAUGAACUUGGGUUUAUCAUGGUUAUAUGAAGAAUAUAGUGUAAAUCAAGGUUUUAUUAAACUGCCAACAGCAUUUAGAAAUUCUUUAUCUGCGGAACAAAAUUACAAUACUGUUUUAUGUGCAUUAAUCAGAGCUGCUUUAAAUGGAUUAGAUUCUAAAGAAAAAGAAGAUGCUCUUACCAUGCUUUAUUUUGAGAGUCCAUUUAUUACUGAUGAUGCUGUUGAUAUUUUAAAAGAAAUAUGUAGCAAACAUGCAUUUGGUCUUGUCAUCCUCAAUGAAUUGGUUUCUAAACGUCCUCCAAGACAAUUAGUUUACUUGAAUGCGCUUCUUUUCUAUACUUCACAUAAGGAUGAACAACUUAGAGAGAUGGCGUUGAAUUUUAUAAGUAAAUUAUAUAAAAAUAAGGAUUUAAAAAAUAUAAUUGAAGAGUAUGCUACAUUUUACUUGGGAUUCUUAAGAUUACAAAUACCACCUGAUGUACUAUUUGGUCAUGAAACUGGUCGAUUGGUUAAAUCUGAAUUAUGGGAUGAAGAUUCAACUACUGCUUGUUUAUAUUUAUAUUUCAUGUUAAUGACUGAUAAUUAUGAAUUAAUUCAUGAAUUGGCGGCUGUAUUUACACAUGCUCCAGGAGAAGUUAAACGUUCAAUUAUUAAGCUUUUACCUCAACCUAUUCAAAAUAUGUCAAUGAAUUCACCUGAAUUGUUUAGACUCUUAGAAGACAUGCCAAAGGGAGCUGAAACCAUGAUAACAAGAGUAUUACAUAUUGUAACUGAAAAAGAAACUCCAUCAAUUGAGUUAGUUUCAAAAGUAAAAAAAUUAUAUGACAAUCAGAUAGUUGAAGUACGUUUUUUGGUACCCGUUAUAUCUGGCUUGGACAAAAAAUAUAUUUUAAAUGUUUUACCUCAAUUAAUUAAACUGAAUCCCAAUGUUGUAAAAGAAGUUUUUAAUAGAAUAUUAGGAAUAAAUUACACAUGUUCAAAUGCCAAUCCUCCUGUAAGUCCAGCUGAACUAUUGAUUGCUUUGCAUACAAUGGAUUCUGAUCCUAAUGAUUUAAAGUUUAUAAUUAAAGCUACAUCAUUGUGUUUUGGAGAAAAAACAGUAUUCACCCAAGAGAUAUUAGCAAUUGUCAUGCAGAAUCUAAUGGAUGUUAAUCCUCUACCAACAUUAUUGAUGCGUACUGUUAUACAAUCUUUAACAACUUAUCCAUGUUUGAUUGGCUUUAUUAUGAAUAUACUGCAAAGACUCAUACUGAAAAAAGUGUGGCACCAAAAGAAACAAUGGGAAGGAUUUAUAAAGUGCUGUCAAAAGACAAAACCCAACAGUUUUCAAGUGUUAUUACAACUGCCACCAGAACAAUUGGAAGAUGUUUUAUAUCAAUGUCCAGAAAUGAGAAAGUCAUUAUUGGAUCAUGUAUUAAGUUUUACUGAAGUUCAACGUUCACAUAUACGUCAAGCAAUUAUGGAUGUUGUAUUUGGCAAAAGGUUGGAUGUUCCGAUGUAUCAAAAUUUAAAAGUAAAAUGUGAACCUAAGCAAGAAAAACAAUCACCCGAAAAAUUGUCCCAUCUGAAAGAGGAUGAACUUAGGCCUCCAGGUGAUUUUGACGAAGACUCAAUGAACGAAAUAUAAAUGUAUUACAACAUAAUGUAGUUACAGCCCAUUUAACUUUGAUUAUAAAUUAAACUCGAUUAAGUGCUA